This is a messenger RNA of Scheffersomyces stipitis CBS 6054, 2610 nucleotides long. Its product is annotated as Gef2p. The transcript has 3 exons. The record is from RefSeq and is a predicted model, not a curated record. The annotation marks the transcript as partial. Gene Ontology annotation, molecular function: voltage-gated chloride channel activity. NCBI's taxonomy places the organism in Eukaryota, Fungi, Ascomycota, Pichiomycetes, Serinales, Debaryomycetaceae. Gene Ontology annotation, cellular component: membrane; early endosome; Golgi apparatus. Gene Ontology annotation, biological process: transmembrane transport; chloride transport.
ACCUUAUACACCUUACGUAACUACUAUAACGACUUCACAACCAUAGACUGGGCCAAAGCCUUUAUCCUGACAAAUAGAUUCAAUUACGAGUUGGAAAAAAACACCUGGAUCCAAGAUGACUACGAAACCAGUGAAAGUACAAGUGGUAAAAGAAGAACACCUAUUCCUUUCUACUACAAGUCAUACUUGGUGCUCGGUAAAUGGGUGCUUAUUGUAAUUAUAGGCUUCGUAUUCUCGUUGAUUGCUUUCGCCAUCGACAAGUUUGAGAUUCUUCUUAUUGGCUUCAAACACGGCUACUGUAGGACGAAUUGGUUUGCGAGUCAGGUCUCAUGUUGUGCCAAUUCGGUUGCUGGGCCAACAUCUUCCGAAUCGUACCCUCUGUCUAUGAUGUACAUGAAUGUAUUCAAGCUGGGCUACCUCUUGAACACCCGUAACAAUUUGGAGGUUUGUCCUGAUUGGAUCUCGUGGUCCGCUAUAUUCUCGAAAGAGCCUCUCUACAAUCUUUUCAGGUUCGAUUUCCUUAUUUAUGUUGUUUUAACAGUAGUCUUGGCUCAGUUGGCUUGUAUCAUCACUUUAUCAACUAAACUAACUGGCGGAGUAACUGGAACAAAUGAAGAACAUCAUGAAUCUUCUUCUUCAGAUGACGAUAACGAAAAGGCUGCUGCCCAGAUUUCUCCUCGUGUCAUGUACUCUGCUUGUGGAUCGGGGGUACCAGAAGUCAAGACUAUCUUGUCUGGUUUUGUUAUUCGUCGUUUUCUUGGAACAUAUACAUUGUUUGCUAAAACAAUAACUCUUGUACUUGCUAUUGCCUCAGGCAUGGCUCUUGGCAAAGAGGGCCCGUAUGUACAUUUGGCAACUGCUGUAGGUAACAUCGCAUCAAGAUUCUUCCCGUUCAUCGAGAGCAAUAAUUUAUUGAAAAAGCAAAUAUUGUCUGCAAGUGCUUCAGCUGGCGUUGCCCUUGCCUUUGGCUCCCCGUUAGGAGGAGUUCUCUUUAUUCUCGAAGAAAUAAAUCAUUAUUUACCAUCACAUCACUUGUUUCAAAUCUUCUUCUGUGCUAUCAUUUCAACGCUUUUCUUGAAAUUCUUGAAUCCAUACGGAACUGGUAAUACAGUUUUGUUCGAGUUGAAAUACAAUUCAGAUUGGAGCGCAAUUGAGCUUCUCUUUUUCGUAGGAUUGGGAAUAGCAGGAGGUCUAUUCGGGGCCAGUUUCGUGAAAUUCGUUCAGUGGUGGCCCAAAAAGUUCCGUACCAAAAAGCUCAUCAAGGACCAUCCCGUUUUUGAAGUCUUCUGUAUCGCUCUACUAACUGGUUUAAUAACGUUUUGGAAUCCAUAUACAAAACAGGCUGCUUCAGAAUUGGUCUUAGAUCUUGCUACUCCUUGUGGCUUAAAGGAAAUAGAUGGUUCAUUGUGCCCAGCAACUCCUGAGCAAUACAUCAAAGAAAUUGGAUCAUUGAUAUUUGCGUUUGUCGUGAAAGUCAUAUUGACCUUUGUCACAUUUGGUUUGAAAGUACCUUGUGGUAUUUACGUUCCUUCAAUGGUGGCAGGAGCAUUAUACGGUCGUAUCUGUGCCAUGUUGAUUCAAUUAUUUAAUCUCAAAUACAACCUUAACAUCGUUGACGUAUCUUCGGUUUCAACUACUACCUCGGUUAUGCGUUUCAUUUGUUCGUCCAAAUCAGACCAUUGCGUAGAUAUGGGAAUUUAUUCGAUGAUUAGUGCUGGUGCUUUCAUGGCAGGUGUAACAAGAAUGAACAUUACAUUGGUCAUAAUCUUAUUCGAACUAACCAGUUCCUACACUUAUGUUUUGCCUAUUUCUAUCUCAAUUGCUGUUGCAAAUUGGGCUGGUGGAUUGUUAGAAAAGAAUUCUUUAUAUGAGACUAUGUUGAUUAUGAACGAUUAUCCAUUCAUGUCAUCAGAAACAGAAGCCAUCGAUCCAUUUUUAACAGCUGGAGAUAUCAUUCAUGCAACUGAUAAGAUUCCUACAAUAGAAAUCAGUCGUGACUUGUCUGAUCAUGAUCAUGAUCAUGCCAACAGAUUAUAUUUAGACGUCAGUGAGUCUCCGUACGUGCCUGCUUCCUUGUUGCAGUCUAAAUUCAUCUUAUUGGUCGACCAGGGUUUGUUGGAUGGUUGUCUUCCACUAAUCAAGAACCAAGUGUGUGUUGGAUUGCUUUUCUUUUCAGAUUUGGAACUUUGUCUAGAUAAGCUUAAAGGAUUCUGUCUGGAAUACGAAGUGGUUGAUGAAAUCUAUUGCAAGCUAUUAGUCUCAGAUGGCUACGACCACAGAAAUAACGAUACUAUCAACAUGCAUGAACGACAUAAUUCUGCUGUGGUUCAAAACAUCCAAGGUGGUGGCAAUCAAAUGGAUUAUUUCAGUUAUGGUUCAAUCGAUAAUGGGGUCGAUUAUUUGGUAUCUGAAGUACUAGAAUCUUUCACAAACUUAACUCAAUAUGUUGACUACUCGCCUAUAUUCAUAAAUUACGACAGCGAGUUGAGCUUUGCUCACUUGAUUUUCGACAAGAUCGGCAACAGAGUCAUUGUUCUCCUUAAAAAUGGUCAUUUCUACGGCGUUUUGCAUAAGAAAGUGCUUAUCGACUAUUGUAGACGGGUAACUUGA